AUGCUGAUGGUCGUCGUUCAGGCCACAUUUGCCGGAGUAAACGUCUUCUACAAACUCGCCGCCAACGAUGGCAUGAGCCUCAGGGUUCUGGUUGCCUACCGCUUUCUCUUCGCUUUCGCCUUCAGCGUUCCCGUUGCCAUCAUCGUCGAAAGAGGAAGAAGGCCAGAGCUCACGUGGAAGCUAGCGGGGCAGGAGUUUCUACUUGGAUUACUGCAGUGUUCCGCUAAUCAAAAUUUAUAUUUGGAGAGUUUGGUGUUAACCUCUGCAACGUUUGCUUCCGCCAUGACCAAUUUGGUUCCUGCCAUCACCUUCGUUUUGGCAAUCUAUUUCGGGUUGGAGAAGCUAGGAUGGGGUACAAUGGCAGGGAAGGCGAAGGUGGCUGGAACAUUGAUGUUCAUUGGAGGGGCGAUGCUGCUUACCUUCUACAAAGGCGUUGAGAUCAACCUCUGGUCUACAGACCUUGACCUUCUUCACAGCCACAGCCACAAUAAUUCACGCUUGGGAUCUGGCAAUCUCAAGUUGGGAGCUUUCCUCAGCGUUUGCUACUGCUUCUCCAGCGCCGUCGGCUCAAUUCUGCAGGCGACGAUGAUACAGGACUACAAAUGUCCCUGCUGGACGACGGCCAUGGCUGUGACGAUGGGAGCCAUCCAGUCCGUUGGGUUUGCAGUGUGCAUGGAGAGGGACUGGGAGCAAUGGAAGUUGGGCUGGAACAUCAGGCUCCUCUCUGCAUCUUACUCGGGAAUCGUGGCCUCUGGGGUCAUGAUGCUGUUGACGGCAUGGUGCGUCAAAGAGACAGACCCGCUCUUUGUAUCAGUGUUCAACCCUCUCAUGCUCGUGCUUGUGGCCAUUGCUGGGUCCUUGCUUUUCGACGAGAAGCUACACUUGGGCAGCGUUUUAGGAGCGGGGGUGAUAGUGUUGGGAAUAUUCACGGUUCUGUGGGGGAAGGCAGAGAGUGGAAGAGGACACAUCUAUGCCUCCUCCAUUGUCGGAUCUCCUCCCACAAUGAUCGCCACCGCCGCCUAUCGCUACCUCCAGCGCCACAAGCUACUAUCGCCGCCUCCUGGUUGUCGCCACUCAAGGGUUGCAAUUGAGCUAAGCCUGCUCGAUGAGUUUGGUUCAUGUGAAUUGAGCUCGGCUCGUCAGGAAGCUUGGCAUGGGCUCAGAGAAUGGUUGCAUGUGGUGAAGAAGGUGAAUGGGUUGCAGGCAUCAUUUCUGUUGGAGAAGAUGAAUCGGGUGGAGAAGGUGAAUGGUCAUGGCCUCAAGCGAUCGCCUUCUUUGCCAGAGAAGAGAUAUGGAGUUCAAAAUCCGUAUGUUGAGAGCUUGGCUUUAACAUCUGCAAAGUUUACUGCAGCCAUGACCAAGCUCAUUCCUGUCAUUACCUUCAUGUUGGUCGUUUUCAUGGGGGUUGGAGAAGCUGGAAUUGGGUACAAUGACAGGCAAAGCAAGGCUAGCGGGCACAUUAAUUGGGAUAGGAGUGGUGAUGUGUCACAUUUUAACGAUUUGGGUGGCUUAAACGUCAGGAUCAGAGAUUUGACAAAUUUGAUAUCAGAACUCAACCCUGACCGACCAGAAUUUGGUAGCGUUUAA
This is a messenger RNA of Diospyros lotus (date-plum), 1587 nucleotides long. RefSeq names its product WAT1-related protein At1g25270-like. Gene Ontology annotation, molecular function: transmembrane transporter activity. Gene Ontology annotation, cellular component: plasma membrane. The coding region runs from base 1 to 1587 and encodes 528 amino acids. NCBI's taxonomy places the organism in Eukaryota, Viridiplantae, Streptophyta, Magnoliopsida, Ericales, Ebenaceae. The transcript is spliced from 12 exons. The record is from RefSeq and is a predicted model, not a curated record.